AUGGCUCCAUCUGCAGACCAACGUAUAGACGAAGAGUCUUAUUCAUCAUGGCGCCAACGCUCCGAAUUGGAAAAGAUGGCCGAUCUACCCCAGGCUUUGGACGACGAACUCGCGCAUCUCGAUAAACAAUUUUGGAUUUCUGCUUCCAAGCUCAAGGAAAUUGUUAGCCGCUUUCGGGAAGAGCUAGAAGACGGCCUCACUAAAGACAACCAAAACAUCCCAAUGAACAUCACUUGGGUGCACAGUUUACCAUCAGGAAAAGAGAAGGGCACGAUAUUGACACUGGAUCUAGGUGGCACAAACUUGAGGGUUUGUAAAGUAGACUUGUAUGGAGACGAAGAUAGAAAAGAGGGGGACGGCAAACAUGGCAUGGAGCAAGAGCAGUAUAAGCUACCAAAAGAGCUGAAGAAAGGCGAUGCUGAUUCUCUCUGGAACUUCAUUGCGGAAAAAGUGGAGGCUUUCAUCAAAGACCAUAAAUUGAACCAGCAGUAUAGCAUGGAGAAGCCUAUGCCAUUAGGCUUUACCUUUAGCUAUCCAGCGACACAAGAACGUAUCGACCACGCAGUCCUGCAGACCUGGACAAAGGGCUUUGAUAUAAAGGGCGUAGAAGGUAAGGACGCUGCGAAGCAACUUCGAGAGAAGCUACAAGAGAGGAACUUGCCAGUCGAGUUGAUCUGCGUCAUUAAUGACACUGUCGGUGCAAUGAUCGCAUCGGCCUAUAACGAUCCAGAAACCAUCAUAGGCGGCAUCUUUGGUACAGGAUGUAAUGCAGCCUUCAUGGCCAACCUUUCCAGCAUCGCAAAACUGGACCCGAACGACGAAAGGAUCACAGAUGCAUCAUCCCAUAACGGCGCAACAAAGGGUGAAGAGAAGAUGGCCAUCAAUUGCGAGUACGGCGCUUUUGACAACUCGCACCGUGUCCUCCCUCGCACAAAGUACGACGAGGAGAUUGACGCAGAAAGCCCCCGGCCCGGCGAGCAAACUUUUGAGAAACUCUCCGCUGGUCUCUACCUAGGCGAGAUCUUCCGUCUCAUCUUAGUCGACCUCUUGGACCGCGGCCUCGUCUUCAAUCAAGCCUCAGAUAAUGAUACGAAAAAGCUGCGUGAGCCAUACAGCUUAGACACAGGUUUCCUCUCCCAGAUCGAAGACGACGAGUCACCCAAGUUCACCAAAACACGCGAACUCUUUCAGUCUACACUCUCGCUUCAGCCCUCAGAUGUAGAGAUCGAACUCUCACGCCGACUGGCUGAGAUGAUUUCUGUGCGCGGUGCGAGAUUAUGUGCUUGUGGCGUGGCGGCUAUCUGCACCAAAGAAGGUAUUGAGAAGGGUCAUGUCGCUGCGGAUGGCAGCGUGGCAAACAAGCAUCCAAAGUUUAAGAAGAGAUGGGCAAGGGCUUUGGGCGAAGUACUGGGGUGGAAAGAGGAGGAAUGUGGGGAGGGCAAGGGCCCAAUCACCAUUACCAGUGCCGAGGACGGAAGUGGAGUUGGUUGCGCGAUCAUUGGCGCUAUGGAGUUGGAGAGGAGGGCGAAGGUGAAGAGUCAUUGA
Messenger RNA from Alternaria atra, 1545 nucleotides. RefSeq lists its product as uncharacterized. The record is from RefSeq and is a predicted model, not a curated record. Gene Ontology annotation, cellular component: mitochondrion; cytosol. The transcript has a single exon. The coding region runs from base 1 to 1545 and encodes 514 amino acids. NCBI's taxonomy places the organism in Eukaryota, Fungi, Ascomycota, Dothideomycetes, Pleosporales, Pleosporaceae. Gene Ontology annotation, biological process: glucose 6-phosphate metabolic process; glycolytic process; intracellular glucose homeostasis. Gene Ontology annotation, molecular function: ATP binding; D-glucose binding; mannokinase activity.